Molecule: messenger RNA, 1642 nt
Organism: Poeciliopsis prolifica (blackstripe livebearer)
Lineage: Eukaryota; Metazoa; Chordata; Actinopteri; Cyprinodontiformes; Poeciliidae
Gene: npy
Product: neuropeptide Y
Exons: 4
Coding region: 97-396 (99 amino acids)
Biological process (GO): neuropeptide signaling pathway; feeding behavior
Cellular component (GO): extracellular region
Molecular function (GO): neuropeptide Y receptor binding; neuropeptide hormone activity
Source: RefSeq, a predicted model, not a curated record
GCUGAUAUAAACCCCAUGGCGCGCAACGAGCGCGCAGAGGAGCGGAGGAGAAUCAACAGGACGUCGCGCAAACCUCACUGAGACCUUCUGAAAAAUAUGCAUCCCAACUUGGUGAGCUGGCUCGGGACGCUGGGGUUCCUGCUGUGGGCGCUGGUCUGCCUGGGCGCCUUGACGGAGGGGUACCCGGUGAAACCAGAGAACCCCGGGGAGGACGCUCCGGCGGAGGAGUUGGCCAAGUAUUACUCAGCCCUGAGACACUACAUCAACCUCAUCACAAGACAGAGGUAUGGAAAGCGGUCCAGUCCUGAGAUUCUGGACACGCUGGUCUCAGAGCUGCUGCUGAAGGAGAGCAGAGACACACUCCCACAGUCAAGGUACGACCCAUCAUUGUGGUGAUGGCCGUCGCUCACCCUCCACCUCAGUCACCUCUGAUGUCUACAUGUCUGUCGGUUCACACUGCCCUGCACCUCCCAAUGGCCGCUCUGUCUCUGUACCUGUUACCUGUCUGAAUGGCCACCUAGCUUGUCUCACUCUCUCUGUGUGCAUAAGCUACAAUGAACACAGCUUACAGUACGUGAAACUGUAAAAUAGCUAAGUCGUCUGGGAAACUCCAAUAAGACCUCGAGGAGGGGCGUGUUGAUUGUAUUGUAUAUUUGUGCUAUUAAACAAUCACUGUUUGAACAAAAGCAUUUUGGCAUCUGUUUGACGAGGAACGCACAUGCAUAAAUUGCUAAAGGUUCAGUUCAGUGAUUCAUUGGUGUAAUAGCAGAACUGCGUAGAGUGUCAUAGAAAACCAGUCAGUUUUUGCUGCUUUGUCUUACUUUAAUGUUCCAGAUAAAGUUAAUCUGAGUAACUGCAAAACGCAGUUCCCAGAUGAUCCCCCCACCUUUAUUAAGGGAAAAAAAUUAAACAAACCAACCUGUCCCUUUAUGUCUAAAAUUACCCCUCUUCAUGGAAACAGCUGGCGUCAAACAUUUGGAAUAACUAGCAGUCUUUUACGUCACUGUGAAGGGAAUGUCCCAAUUAAUCAAUGUUGAAUGAUCUUUGAGGAUCGAAUUUAAUUCAAUGGAAAUGGACUGAGCUUAUAAAGCGCUUUUCCAGUCAUUUUGACCACUCAAAGCGCUUCACACUAGAAUCACAUUCACCCAUUUGCACUCACAUACCGAUAUGCAGACUGGUAGGCAAUUUGGGGUUAAGUGCCUUGCCCACACUUGCCCACAGAGGCACAUCGACAUGUGGCAGGAGGAAGCUGGAAUCGAACCGACAACAAGACGACUACUCUGCCAGACUGCCACAGUCACCCAACUGUGGUCAUGUCAUAACAUCUCAAUUACAUUUAAAUCCAGGCUUUGACUAGACCUCCUGACAUUACCUUUGUUUUGCUUAAGGUGUCGCUAUGUGACAGAUUUCAGCUUGUCAUCGUGGAAUGCCUGGCAGGAAACAUUUAGCUGAUUUCUUGGUAUGGUCUAUUUACCAGGUCUGGACGUUGCUAAUGAAACCGGAUCACAAAAAUGUGAUCAAUUGAAAUUAAGUAAUGUUUCAAGAGGGUAGAUUAUAUUUUUACAUAAGUUUAGAUAUUUUUUCUUGUCUUCAUGAAUUAAAUAAUAAUUUUAAGAUCAUUACUCAUUCUAUCUUUGUCUGA